AUGGCAUCUCUGGACUUUGACCAGAAGUUCCUUGGUCGGAUAGCCAAGCAGACUGAAGACACGAGUCCUUUCCUGUCCAGCGCUCUUUAUCAGAUUCUGGGUCUGUCGGUCCUUCUGGCCCGGAGACUCAUUCGCGCCAGGAAGCUUCGCAAGCUGGACACUAGCCGAGAUACACCUUCUCUCUCGACUUAUCAGCACAUACUAUGGAUGUCUCGCGAGGGACUAUCUAUACUCGAGCUCUAUGUACUCCCAUAUGCUCAAGACAAUCAGCAUGGACCAGAGUGCAGGGUGUUGAGCGUCAAGUUGCGGGCGAGCUUCUACCACAUCUUCUGUCUCUUCCACAAUCAACCACCAGUCACGACAAUGAACAUGACAAGCACCGACCCUCGAAACCCUGCUUCACUCCCUUUGCAUCUCUCACCACCAAAGCAUGGCAACGGACAUGGUCGUAGGGCAGAUCCCUCAGGACUGUCACCCCCUUCGAAGCGCUCUGGAAAACAACCAGCAUUACGGGAGCCAAUCGACUCCAUCCAAUCCGAAAGUUCCUUCAUCACGAACCCAUAUGCAGCAGGAGGACCAGUCGGCACACCAUCACCGGGACCUACAAUCAACGCGCCUCCAGGCCUCAACCCAGUGCCCAUCCCACAGCCCUCCUCCUUCAUACUUCCACCCCUCAACUUCGUUCCCUUAGCCAGUGGCUACUUCACGACCGCCACACAGUAUGCUACCUCGUUUCUUCCUGGUUCGCAUCCACUACGGCUGUCGGUUGCGCUCGAGCACAGCGCAUUCCUGUGGGACUGUCUACAUGAUCAUGACGCGUCCCGGCGCGUCGCCCGACGUGCAAUCAAGGACGUGUACCGCGCACAAGAGGCUAUGGACGACACGGAGUUCGAAGAUGCUGCUGAACUCGUAGGUAUUCUGGGUCGCAUGAUGAAGCGCAAGAGCUGGGAAGGUACCCCACGCGUCGGAGGCAUGGCGAGUCCCGAGCCUGUCCCACAGAACGCUUCGCAAACAGCUGGAAGUACGAUACCACAAUCAAGCAUGCCGGUCACGUCCCCUACACAACGCCCUCAGCCAAGUAGCAGGAGAGCAGCCGAGACAUCGCCGCUCACGGACUCUUCUAUGCAGACACCCCCAGCAAGUGCUGUACGCAGUCGAGCAAACACGGCAAGCAAGUCUGUGCCUCGACAAAAUGAAAGCCAAAGCCACGAGGACACUCCCAAGUCACCACCGCGGCGGCAUACCGAAAACAAUAGUCGCGACACCACACCACGUAAUCGGCACGUCAGUGUCGAAAGCGGUGCGAGCACAACACCUCGGGCACCCCAGGGAGCCGGCGGUCGCUCUCCCGCCACCCCAUCCACGGUCCGAACCGCGCACCGAAUCUCAGGCAGCGGCGGCUCCUCAAAAGGAACACCCGUCGCGGGAAGUGCAUCGACGCCGCUAACUCAAAGCGCAGCCGCCGAUCCCAUGCGAAACUCGCCGACGCUGCGGCGCACACCUCCGACGCAAUUCUCGCCGGGAUACCACGACUCGGCGCGUAUCUCGCCCUCGCAAGAGAGUUCAUAUGCGAGACAGCAGAGGUGA
This is a messenger RNA of Alternaria arborescens, 1587 nucleotides long. RefSeq lists its product as hypothetical. The record is from RefSeq and is a predicted model, not a curated record. The transcript has a single exon. Lineage: Eukaryota; Fungi; Ascomycota; Dothideomycetes; Pleosporales; Pleosporaceae. Bases 1 to 1587 code for a protein of 528 amino acids.